Molecule: messenger RNA, 1324 nt
Organism: Mangifera indica (mango)
Lineage: Eukaryota; Viridiplantae; Streptophyta; Magnoliopsida; Sapindales; Anacardiaceae
Product: GDSL esterase/lipase At5g18430-like
Exons: 5
Coding region: 55-1167 (370 amino acids)
Molecular function (GO): hydrolase activity, acting on ester bonds
Source: RefSeq, a predicted model, not a curated record
CUAAGUCCCUUUCAGUAAGCAGCUACUGAGGGGUUUUUAAGAAAUUAAUCAGUCAUGUCCACAGCUGCUUCCCGAUUCAAUUUCUGGCUCAUUUCGCUUCUUGUAUUGGCAAUGGAAGCCAUUAUUGCUCCUACCGCUGAGGCUCGAGCCUUCUUCAUAUUUGGUGAUUCACUUGUUGAUAGCGGCAACAACAACUAUCUAGCAACAACUGCCCGAGCUGACUCACCCCCUUAUGGGAUUGAUUUUCCCACUCGUCAACCCACAGGCCGUUUCUCUAAUGGCUUCAACAUCCCAGACUUAAUCAGUGAGAAAAUUGGCCAAUCACAACCCCCGUUGCCAUACUUGAGUCCGCAGCUCACCGGACAAAGGCUUCUGGUUGGUGCCAACUUUGCUUCGGCAGGGAUUGGAAUUCUCAAUGACACUGGAGUCCAAUUUCUGAACAUAAUUAGGAUGUUUAGACAACUUGACUACUUCGAAGAAUACCAACGUCGACUGAGUGCUCUCACAGGAACUAAACAAUCUCGCCGACUUGUGAACCAGGCGCUUGUACUUAUCACGGUUGGUGGCAACGAUUUUGUAAAUAACUACUACUUGGUUCCCUUCUCUGCAAGAUCUCGCCAAUUCGCUUUGCCAGAUUAUGUCAAGUUUCUCAUUUCAGAGUACAGCAAGCUAUUAAUGAGGCUUUACAAACUGGGAGUAUGUAGAGUUCUAGUGACAGGCACAGGGCCGAUAGGUUGUGUUCCGGCGGAACUGGCCAUGCGAGGAACAAACGGCGGAUGCUCAGCUGAACUGCAAAGAGCGGCAGCCUUGUACAACCCGCAAUUAGUUAAUAUGCUACAAGGGCUGAACAAAAAAAUCGGAAAAACCGUAUUUAUUGGAGUAAAUACUCAACAAAUGCACACGGAUUUCGUCAGUAACCCUCAAGCAUAUGGAUUUACAACAUCACAGGUAGCAUGUUGUGGGCAAGGACCAUAUAAUGGGCUUGGUUUAUGCACAAGAUUGUCGAAUUUGUGCGCCAACCGUAGCCAGUAUGCAUUCUGGGAUGCAUUUCAUCCAUCGGAGAAGGCGAACAGAGUAGUAGUUCAGCGCAUCAUGAGCGGCUCUACCAAAUAUAUGACCCCCAUGAAUCUCAGCACUAUCUUGACCUUGGACUCCAUGUCCUCAUGAUUUAAUUUCUUUACUAUAGAAAUUAUGUAUUUUGAUAAUGCAUGUCCAAUGCUUUAUCAUAUUGUUUAUUUGUCUUUUGAUUAUGAUUUUCUAAUCGUAACUGGUGAUUAUUAAGUUAUUUAUGAAGAGGAAGAAAUUAAGAUAAAUAAUGGGUUUG